AUGGAUGUUCUGAUGCCAUGCCUGUUCCUCAUUGUGUGUGUCCUCCAUCCAGUCACUGCUGCAGUGCUGGGAAAGGGUGCAGAGCACAGAAACCUGUUCUCUGAGAGGAGCUGCUGCAAGAGACAAGGACACUUCAUUUAUGUGGGACAAGACAUCUCUGGCAGUCCAGUUAGUGUGGACGUGGGAGUGUGCAGGUCCCACUGUGGAGGAGCGCAGCGGACUCCCAGUUCGCAUGGACCAGGAUUGCCUGGAUAUUCCAAACACUCAUCCAUGCUGGAUUUCCUCAGAAGUAAAAAGGUUCGCGAGCAUACUUCUCUUGAGACAGCGGGGUACGUUCCCUCAUGCGGCAAGAGCUCUACGUGUGAACCGGCUCGGGUACGGGUCGAGCGAGUGCUGCUGAUGGAGGGACUGCGAGAGGUGGAGGUUAUUGAUGAAUGUCACUGCGAGCCCAAACUAGAGCACUGUAUUCGCAUGCCCGCCCUUAAGACCUACUACUUUGAGACACCUUACGAGUCGGUCGUCGACGUGGGAAAGUGUUCCACUUCGAAGGAAUAUCCAGAGGGUUUCUCCUGUGUCCCCACCAAAUUUGACUCGGUCCUAGUUGAGACUCCAAACAGGAUUGACGUCAUCAAGACACUGGGGGCCUGUGAGCUGAGAGAAAGCUGCUAUAGGGUGCCUUACAUUGAAUAUUACUAUGAGGUCAUCUUCAGCUCUGAUGGUACAAAAGAAGAGAGGCUUAAGGAAAUUGACAUUGGCAGAUGUUUAGGAGGCUGCACCACAGGAAAUCGAUGCCUUCUCAGGAGCUCUACUAACUCAGAACAGUGUCUGAUGUGGGAGGAAGGCCCUACCAGAUCCUGUGUCCCUCAGGGGUACCAGAACCAUGUGUUCCGAAGCAGACAUGGACAGAUCCGCAACAUCCUUGCCAUCACUUCUUGCCACUGCCAGCAGUAGACA
Messenger RNA from Megalops cyprinoides (Indo-Pacific tarpon), 954 nucleotides. RefSeq lists its product as uncharacterized. The record is from RefSeq and is a predicted model, not a curated record. The transcript has 7 exons. Lineage: Eukaryota; Metazoa; Chordata; Actinopteri; Elopiformes; Megalopidae. Bases 1 to 951 code for a protein of 316 amino acids.